AUGGCUGACACACGCGAACUUCCCGUUUUUGCGUAUAUCGAUGAUAUCAAGCAGCUCCAAGAGCUCCGACAAUACUUGAACAAGCACGAGAGUGUUAAGUUGGAUCCUACAGGUCCAGCUGAAACCGCCAAGAAUUUGGUCGAGAUCUGUUCGACCCUCCAUGUUCUCCCAUUGUGGUCGCAAGACGUAGACCUGGUGCUGAAUUCGAUUUCCUCGUUGAUUGUUGUUGUUCCUGGAGAGAAAUGCGAGCCGGUUGUCGAUGCAUUCAUCAAGAACGUGUCACCGAAAUUUUACAAAGGAAUUGGAUGGGGCAGUCAUGCUGGAAUCGCUGUUCGUGUUCUCUCCAACUUGUACAAGGGAUACUCGAACUUCCACACUGUGCAAGAGAAAAUUUUCAUGGCUCUUGUUGAUAUGUGCGCCGAGGCGAGACUUAUUGGAGAGUUAGAAUGCAAUCUGGAAACUCUGCACGACAGAUUCAACACUUGGCAAACUCCAGUCGAGGGACAACGCGAAAUUUUGAGAGCUGUUCAUCGCGCCCUCCUUGUGGACCAAAGAGCAGAUCAAGCUGCCAAGGUUAUGACUGCGUUGUUGGGAACAUACACUGAGAAGGAUGCCGCAACAGCUCGCGACGAUGCUAUGGAAUGCGUCAGAACAGCUGUCGUCGAUCCAAAAUCUUUCUCCUUUGACCACCUGGAGAGGCUCAGUGCUGUGAAAGCAUUGAAAUCAUCCGAUCCACUCAUGUUCACUGCUUUGGAAUUGUUCAUCUCAGGAACUCUCAAGGAUUAUCAGCAGUUUGUUGCCAAGAACCCAAAGUUCGUCACAGAUUACUUGAAAGUCGAUGAAGUUAUUCUCCUCAAGAAAAUUCGUCUUUUGACCCUCAUGUCGUUGGCCGAAGAGAAGAACGAAAUCAAGCUGGAUGAGUUGGCCAAACAGUUGGAUAUUCAUGCAGACGAAACCCUCGAAGAGUUUGUAAUCGACGCAAUUCAAGUCAACGCGAUAUCCGGAAAGAUUAAUGAAAUGGCCAACACUCUCAUCGUCAGCUCGUACCAACACCGAAGAUUUGGAUCGGACCAAUGGGUUCUGCUUGAGAAACGUCUCAAAGUCCUCAUUGCAAACCUGAAGCAGACGCAUAACAACGUCCACGAGGUGAAUCAAAGAAUCGAGGCUCUUUAA
Molecule: messenger RNA, 1173 nt
Organism: Caenorhabditis briggsae
Lineage: Eukaryota; Metazoa; Nematoda; Chromadorea; Rhabditida; Rhabditidae
Gene: Cbr-cif-1
Product: Protein CBR-CIF-1
Exons: 4
Coding region: 1-1173 (390 amino acids)
Biological process (GO): cytoplasmic translational initiation
Cellular component (GO): cytoplasm; eukaryotic translation initiation factor 3 complex
Molecular function (GO): translation initiation factor activity
Source: RefSeq, a predicted model, not a curated record